This is a messenger RNA of Symbiodinium pilosum, 591 nucleotides long. The record is from the annotation of a GenBank genome assembly. Lineage: Eukaryota; Dinophyceae; Suessiales; Symbiodiniaceae.
AUGGUCAGGCGAAAGGUCCCAUUCUCCGACUUCGAACUGAAUUGCAUCAUCGUGGAUCUUUCGCAUGAAGACAUCCAGAUCCCGUCGACGGCCACCAUUUGCACGCAGCCUCUUCCUUUCACUAUCGACUGGCUGAUGCUCAACACCGAGACAGGCUGGCGCUAUGUGACAGAGCUUCGGACGGACGAGUAUCCCAUGGUGAGUUAUUCGGUUGCCAAGCAUGGGUGGAGUUCUGGGUACACCUCCCAAGCAAGAACGAUCCUAACGACCUCGGUCACGGUGCGGGAGUCCGGUGGGGAAGCGCCGUGUACGUGGAGGCAUUUUACCGGCUCCCCUCCCACACUCGGGAAGCCAGUUGCUGCAACCAUCCUCUUAAAAGAUCCGGUGGUCAUGGUCACCUUAACCAGGGGCAUCUUGCCGCAGUUCUUUGACCUCUUUACCAGUAUGGGUGGCUUCUUGUCCAUGACCACCCUGGUCUUUGCGGCUGUCUUUGUAAAGCGCUAUCCCCAAAGCGACGUUGCCGUUGUUUUCGAACAGCGGACGCUCUUUGGAAGACAGGCAUCCGGAAAUCCGGACUCGGGAGAUCCAGAU